UAGAGUAAUGAAUUGUUUGGGUGGGGCAAUAAUAAAGAGAAGCACGACAAAGAAAAAUGAGGCCAGAAGUAGUGGAAGUAAUCUCUGCACAAAUCGUGAAACCUUCGUCUCCUACACCUCAACAUCUUCGUCGCUAUAAUCUCUCCUUCCUCGACCAGAUCACUCCCCAAGUCAACAAUUCUAUGGUCUACUUCUUCGAUGCUGCUGCACAAAAAUUCGACAUCAUCGACAUCUCCGACCGCCUCAAGAGAUCGCUAUCUCAAGUCUUAACUCAGUAUUACCCACUCGCAGGAAGACUCAUGGCCAAGAACUUAACCGUAGAGUGCAACGACGAGGGUGUCCCAUACACAGAAGCCAGAGUCCGGUGCCGCCUCAGCCACGUCAUCGACGACCCUUCUCCGGCCGACGUUGGCGAACUACUUCCGUUUAAAAUGGAUGAAGCCGUUGACACAGUCCUAGGUGUUCAGUUUAAUGUCUUUGAAUGUGGCGGAAUGGCCAUUGGUAUAUGCAUCUCCCACAAGAUCGCCGAUGCACUGUCUUACUUCCAGUUCGUGAAGAGCUGGGCCACCGUGACACGCGGCGGCAACCCGGAACACAUCACGACCCACUUCGAAUCAUCCGCACUCUUCCCGCCAAAACACAUGCCGGGAUACGACCCGGAUUGUCUCGUCCCGAAGGAAAAGAUCGUGUGCAACAGAUUCGUAUUUGAAGCAUCUGCAGUAGAAUCUCUGAGAUCAAAAUACUCGGAGAAGGUGGCGAAGAACAUUCUGGAAGGCCAGAAACCACCUUCAAGAGUUGAAGUAUUGUCAACUUUCAUAUGGACGAGGUUUCUUGAAGCCACUAAGGGGGAAGAAGAAGAAGAAGAAGGAAGCAAAAAGAAAAAGAUUCAGUUGGUGGCAUGGGCAGCAAAUCUACGACCAAGAAUGGAUCCUCCAUUACCAGAAUAUGCGUUCGGCAACUAUUACUGGCCGAUGAGAACGUUUCCAACGUUAGACGAGAAAGGAGAAUGUCAUGAUAUGGGAAGGAAGUUAAGAGAAGAGUUAAAUAAGAUGGAUAAGGGUUUUAUUGCGAAGCUUCGAGAAUGUGAACAGUGGAAUCCUCAACAGAAGAAAGAAGAGAUGGUUAGAUCAACUGGUGGUGGGGAAGAAGGAGAGAUUGCCGCGUUUGCUUUCUCUUCAUUGUGUUGGUUUCCGGUAUACGAGGUUGAUUUUGGUUGGGGGAAUCCGACGUGGGUGGGACCGCCAACGUGGAAAUUUAAGAAUGUGGUUACCUUCAAAGACACUAAGUCAAGCGGUGGCAUUGAAGCUUAUGUUAGCCUCACGGAGGAGGACAUGGCUAAAUUUGAACACGAUGAGCAACUUCUCGCACAUGUUUCUACUGCGGGGUUAAAAUGAUGUUUUACUUGCUCUGGAUUUAUCGUAUGGCUUGGUUGUUUAUUUUAGGGUUUACUGUACUAUAGUCAAUUGUCCACUUUCAUUUGUCAACUAUAUAAUAAGUUUCUUGAUGAUGGAAAGUCAUAAUCGGCUUUACUUUGUUUGGUACUAAGGAGUCAAAAGUCUAAUCUCCCAAGAAAGUGUUAUAAAAUGUUUACUUGUUAAUUUGAAUCAAUAAUGUAAUUUUGAUUA
Messenger RNA from Neltuma alba, 1625 nucleotides. RefSeq names its product vinorine synthase-like. Lineage: Eukaryota; Viridiplantae; Streptophyta; Magnoliopsida; Fabales; Fabaceae. The record is from RefSeq and is a predicted model, not a curated record. Bases 57 to 1394 code for a protein of 445 amino acids. The transcript has a single exon.